Molecule: messenger RNA, 1053 nt
Organism: Rotaria sordida
Lineage: Eukaryota; Metazoa; Rotifera; Eurotatoria; Philodinida; Philodinidae
Source: the annotation of a GenBank genome assembly
AUGGCUUUACAAAAACGUAGUGAAAAUAAAAAAAGAAUAUCAGACGAUUGUUUAUCUGAUACAAUAUCAUCAUCAACAUUAGAAAUUGUUCUUGAUGAUCAAUCAUUUAGUAAUUCAGGUGAUGAAGAAUACAUUGAUCAAAUCAGGCAAUCAACAGUGGGUACUACUGGUAAUGAAAGUUCUACAUGUCGAAGGAAAAAAUCAAUACCAUUAAGAGAUCCAAAAUCUCAUCGAUUAAUUGAAAAACGUCGUCGAGAUCGUAUGAAUGCUUGUCUUAAUGAACUAUUACAAUUAACACCUCAUAAAAAUCAUGAAAGUCAACGACGUAUUGAAAAAACUGAAAUCAUCGAAUUGGCUAUUGCUCAUAUGCGUCAUUUAAUAUUAACACUAGAACAAAAUUCUAAAAAUACGGAUACAAAUCUUGAUGCAUAUCGAACCGGUUAUCAAAAUGGACUUUCUGAUAUAUUUGAAUUUAUUAGUGAAUAUGCCGAAAGUGAUCAACUCAUUGAAUUUGCACAAUAUUGUAAAGAAAAAGAAAUUGAUUUAAAAAGUCUAACCGUUUUGCCAGAUAGAAAACGACCGAAAUAUUUAUCUUUAUCUGAUAAACGAAUUAAAUCACCAAUAUUAUCGAAAGAACAAUUCAACAAAUCAAAUUUAUCAAAUAAAAACGAUGAGAAAUUAUGUAUUAUAUCUAAUGUUGAGGAAUAUAAACAUAGUGAUUUACAAUCUUCAAUCGGACAACAACAACAACAACAACAACAACAAACUUCAACUGAACAGUAUGAUUCUCCUGUUAAAGUACCAAUAUUUGUUCUACACCCAUCUGGUACACAUUAUAUUCCAAUGUGUAUUGAUGCAUCGAUUGUUUCACAUGCAUUUACUAAAAAUUCCAAUAGAGCUCAUUCAUCAACAACAGAUCAAGCUCUAUGUCAUCCGGUAUCAAUUCCUGUAAAUUUUAACCCAAUAACAGCUGCUUCAGAUGCAUAUGAACUUGAUAUUCAAAAUAUAAAUGUUAUCGGUACUCGUCAUCAAACGAGUGUAAGACCCAAUUAA